Molecule: messenger RNA, 3207 nt
Organism: Vicia villosa (hairy vetch)
Lineage: Eukaryota; Viridiplantae; Streptophyta; Magnoliopsida; Fabales; Fabaceae
Product: cation/H(+) antiporter 15-like
Exons: 3
Coding region: 206-2695 (829 amino acids)
Biological process (GO): proton transmembrane transport; regulation of pH
Cellular component (GO): endomembrane system; membrane
Molecular function (GO): antiporter activity
Source: RefSeq, a predicted model, not a curated record
CUCUUCCUUCUCCUUUUUAUUUUUUUAUAUAAUAAACCCUUUGUCUCUUCCAUUUUUCCCUUUUUACUGGGGCUUAAAUUUUUUUUCCCCUGGGUUUGUGUUUGUGUUCGUGUUUGCUGCAAACACGAAUACGAACACAAACAACAGGAGUUAAUUAACCACAUUAGUUAUUCACCAUUAAUUGGUUUUGGUUUUAUAUCAAUUAAUGGAGGGGACUGGCAGAGGCAACGGAACCGUCUCAAUUUCUUAUGAUUCUGAGGGAAAGGUUGAAAUUUGCGUAAGAAAUGAUAGAAACGUUGGCUCUUAUGGCAUUUUUCUUGGAGAUAACCCAUUUGAUUUUGCUCUUCCUGCAACAUUGUUCCAAAUCAUUAUCGUCAUUACACUUUCUCAAUCUCUUCACUUUAUUCUCAGGCCAUUGCAAACACCCAAAUUCAUCUGCAGCGUUCUCGGUGGAAUUCUUUUGGGGCCAUCAUUUUUAGGGAGGAGUGAAAUUUACUGGAAAGCAUUAUUUCCUGCAAGACAAUCUGAUGUUUUAAUAGUGAUGUCAAUAGUUGGACCUAUAUACUUUUUGUUCUUCGUUGCAGUGAAAAUGGAUAUGUUAAUGACUGUAAGAGCCGCAAAAAGUACUUGGCUACUCGGAAUAAUACCUUAUGCGGCUUCUUUUUUGGCUAUGUCAACACUAUUAAAAUUUUUCUAUUCACCACGAAAUUUCCCGAAAGAAUUUGGUGAUUCACAUGCAUCCUUAAGUGCUACAAUGUCAUUCAGUAAUUUCCCUGUCAUGACUGAAGCUUUAUCAGAACUUAACCUCAUGGCAACUGAAUUAGGCCAGCUUGCGCUGUCUUCGUCCUCGUUCAACGACUGCAUACAAUUUGCUGUCAUAAUAGGACACCAUAUCACAGACACUGAGGGACUAAAAUUCAAAUUGUGGGCUAUGGUUAGUUGCAUAGUGUUCAUGGUUUUUUGCUUCUUCGCCAUAAAGCCAACGAUGAAGAUGAUUGCACGCAACACACCGUAUGGGAAACAAGUGAAACAAAUUUAUGUUGUGUAUAUUCUUCUUGGUGUUUUUAUCAUGUCGGGUAUAACUGACACUAUUGGGGUAACGUUCAUGAUUGGACCAUUGAUGUUUGGUCUGAUGAUACCAAGUGGACCUCCUUUGGGAACAAUAUUGGUUGAAAAAUGUGAAGUUAUCAUCUCUGAUUUUCUGUUACCUUUCUUCUUUGCUUAUGUUGGCAUGACCACAAAUCUCAUUGCACUUUACAGUUGGGAAGAGUUUUUAUAUUUGCAGUUUAUCGUAUUUGCGGGCGACGUAGCCAAGGCAGUUGCUUGUGUGUUGGUUUCUAUGGUAUAUAACAUUAAGCCCAGACAAGGCAUGGUGCUCGGUCUCAUGAUGAACAUCAAGGGCAUAACUCACCUUAUAGCUAUUACAAAAUUGAAGAAUCUCAAGCUAAUGGAUGAAGAUACAUACAGUCACUUGGUGAUUUGUGUGGUGGUUACAACCGCAGUCAUCACACCCUUUAUCAAUAAACUAUACAAGCCUCGUGAUCGAGUACGAAAUUCAUCAAGCGAAUUCGACGAACAGAUGAGAACAAUCCAAAACUGUUCAAGACAUUUAGAGUUUCGCAUUGUUACUUGUGUACAUAACGAAGGAAGCGUACGCGGUAUCACUGCUCUAUUAGAAAUUUGCAACCCAGUUCCAGAAAGCCCGAUAUCUGUUUACGUGAUUCACCUCGUCGAGCUUUUAGGAAAAAGCGCACCAAUUUUGCUUCCAAUCAAUCACAGGCAGAAUAAAAAGUUUCUAUCAGUUAAUUACCCCGACACAAACCACAUCAUGCGCGCAUUCGAGAAUUAUGCUAGCAACUCUUAUGGUCCGGUUAUUGUUUUACCAUAUGUCAACGUUGCACCUUACAAGAGCAUGCACGAUGCUGUUAUCAACUUAGCACAAGACAAAAUGGUUCCUUUUAUAAUAGUCCCUUUUCAUGAAAAUGACCAAGUUGAUCUCAACGGACACAUGGCAACUGCGAUUCGAAAACUAAAUACUAGGUUUCAAGCUAAUGUGCCAUGCACGUUAGGAAUAUUGGUGGACAGAUACUCGCGACUUGGAGAGAGUAACGAUAGUGAUAAAUCUUAUUUUCAUGUUGGAGUGUUUUUCAUUGGUGGAGCAGACGACAGAGAAGCAUUGGCUUUGGGAAUUCGAAUGUCGGAGAGGGAAAACAUGAAGGUAUCUUUGUUUCGGUUUGUUGUGUUGAAUAGACAAGAACGUGAAAGUAGUAAAUCUCAAUCAGGUAUAGAAGUUUCGCUAGAGGAGGAGCAAGAUGAAAUUUUGGAUGAAAGUUUAAUUGAUGAGUUUAAGGGAAUGAAAUUUGGGAGUGGGAAUGUUUGUUGGUACGAGGUUGUGGUGGAGGAUGGAGUAGAGGUAAUGAGAGCAAUUCGUGGUUUGGAAGGAGACUAUGAUCUUGUGAUGGUUGGGAGGAGACAUAAUAUUAUAUCUUUGAAAGAUGAAGAAAUGGGAAAUUUCAUAGAAAAUGUUCAAAUAUUAGGGAUAUUUGGAGAUAUGUUAUCAUCAACAGAAUUUUGUAUUGGAAUGGUUCCUGUUUUGGUGACACAAUGUGGUGGGGAUAAAAGGGGAGUAAGUACCAAGCUUGAUAGACUAGGUUCAGUUAAUAUUUCUCAAAGGAGUUUAAUGUUUAAUAAAUAAAUGUUUUUCUCUCUAUCUUUUUAGAUUUGUACACAAAUACCUCAAAGACAAGAGAUAGUGUAAAAUAAAAUUUAGAAAUGUUCAAAUAUAAAAAAUGUUUUUACAAGUGGUCGAUUUGAUGUCAAAAGAUGUGUGGAGUGAAGUCAUUAAAGGGUUGAAGAAGAAAAUAGGCAUGGGAAAUUUGGAGCACUUAAAUUAAGGCGGCGUGUUGUGAAAAUCACAUAAUUCAAAUCCUGUAACCGGUUACUGCGUUUUGGUAACCAAUUUAUCAUUGUAUUGAAAAUUGUCUCUUAGAACAGCUAUAACCAGGUACUGCAUUUUAGUAAUCAAUUACCACUAUGUUGAGAAUUAAUUUUAGAAUACUUGUAACCCAAUUACCAGAAAGUUGUAACCGGGUUAUAGGAAGGCAUUUCUAGUUCUUCAGUUUUUUCUGUUAGUUACUUGUAUCACAAUCAAUUGUAUUUGUGUAUAUAUAUAUACCUUUGAGGUAUCAAUGUAAUGAGAUUAUUGAA